CAAAAUUUGAAAUAUGAGGCUUGGCUGCCCCGAGCAACGCCAUGAAAACCAAAACAAUUCCAAAAUGUGCCCCCAAACCCCAAACGUCUGUGCAACUUUCACUUGGAGCAGGCAACAAUGUCGAACAAGAGGUUCUAUUUACGUCUGGAACUGCAGUUACAUGCGGUCACCUGUCCGGGCGUCUGGCUGUGCUCGCACGGCUAUCUGGAGGCCACGCUCAAGACACUAGGCUACUAUUUUCGUACGGGCGCCAUGGAGCCACGCUUUCCCAUGCUCUGCCACGAUCAGUUCACCAUGGAGGGCUACUUCAGGCGUGUGGAUUCAAUGCAACAGAUGCGAGAGCUGCUCAACGCUGAGCAGCUGGAAAUAACGCUCUGGCAGAAUGGACGCCGAUUGGCCUACUAUGUGGGCAGCUUGUCGGAUGUGAUGCAGCCGCCAAUACCACGUCUGAGCUGUGCGCACAGCGAUAACGUGCAGCUGCUGAUGAAGGCGACGAGCGCCUUUCCCGGCAUCAUUGCCCCUAAGGUGGAGCUGUCUGCGGUACUAAGCACAAAGGAUAAACAGCGCAGCUGCUGUCAAGUGGAUCUGCAACGGCCGUUGGGCAAUCGUCAUGUGGAGAGUCGUUGCUUGAGUCGUUUGGAGCGUCCACGUAAGCAACAACAGCCUGUCUGCCAUUCCAAGCGCUCGAAUUGCUGGCCAAACAGUUCCAGUUGCAGUUACGCAAAUAGUUCGGAGCAGCUUGAGCGCAGAUUGUCCACCUGCUCGAGCAGCACACAGCUCAGCACUCAAUCGCAGACACUCAGUCAGCACUCGCACGGGACGCAGUGCAGCCUCAGCGGUGCUGCUGCCGAGCAUCAGAGCAGCUGCCACAUCUGCCUGGCAUACCGAAGAUUGUUUGAGACUUGGUAAUUAAAAUAAAUGUGCUUAUAUUUAAACAGUAA
Messenger RNA from Drosophila grimshawi, 941 nucleotides. RefSeq names its product spermatogenesis associated 6-like protein. The coding region runs from base 118 to 909 and encodes 263 amino acids. NCBI's taxonomy places the organism in Eukaryota, Metazoa, Arthropoda, Insecta, Diptera, Drosophilidae. Gene Ontology annotation, molecular function: myosin light chain binding. The transcript has 2 exons. The record is from RefSeq and is a predicted model, not a curated record. Gene Ontology annotation, biological process: spermatogenesis.